UGCUGGCCCAUUCCAAUCCUUGUCGGAGUGGAAACACGGGGGCCGACAGUCCUCUUUUUUUCUCCCUUCCCGUUUACCUCGUUGUGCUUUCUUUUAUUUCACCCCGCUUUACUCUCUUUCUCUCUUUUCCUCGGCAGAUAACUUUUCCUUUUCUCUCCCCUCCUUUCCGCUCCGUUUGAAGAUGUACCACAAAUGAGAAGACGCAAAAGAUGGAGCUGCACAUUUUAGAGCACAGUUUAAAAGUAGCAAGUAUAGCGAAAGAGGGAAUCCAGAUUUGCACUCACGGAUUAAUCAAACUAGCUUUUCUGCCAUCUAAAACAAGAUGUAAGUUCUUUAGUCUAACUGAAACUCCGGAGGAUUACACCAUCAUCGUGGAUGAAGAUGGCUUUAAAGAGCUGCCGGAGUCUGAGUAUCUCAGUGUGGCCGAUGCGACGUGGUUGGCUCUUAAUGUGGUGUCCGGGGGCGGGAGCGCCACCAGCUCUCAGCCAAUAGGAGUAACUAAGAUCGCAAAAUCAGUCAUCGCUCCAUUGGCAGACCAUAACAUCUCUGUGUUUAUGCUCUCAACGUACCAGACUGAUUUUAUAUUGGUUCGAGAGAGGGAUCUGCCCAUGGUCAUGCACACGCUGUCUUCAGAAUUCACUCUGCUGAGGGUUGUCAACGGAGAAACUGUUGCUGCCAACAGUACUGGGGUCACCAAUGGUUUUGUCAAGCCUAAACUAGUCCCUCGGCCAAUCAUUCACCCACUCUCCAGCCCCAGUAACAUGUUCUGCGUUACCAGCCUUGACCCCGACACGCUGCCCUCGGUGGCCACGCUGCUCAUGGACGUCAUGUUCUACUCGGGCGGAGCAAAAGAGACCGGGGGGCAGAGCGAGGAUUCUGGACACAUCCGUUUCUUCUCCUUCUCCCUGAUCGAGGGCUACAUCUCUCUAGUUAUGGAUGAGCAGACGACCCGGAGGUUUCCAAACAACGUCCUCUUCACCAGUGCAUCAGGAGAGCUUUGGAAAAUGGUCCGCAUCGGAGGACAACCCUUAGGGUUUGAUGAAUGUGGCAUUGUGGCUCAGAUAUCUGAACCGCUGGCGACCGCUGACAUUCCAGCCUAUUAUAUCAGUACCUUCAAGUUCGAUCACGCUCUGGUUCCUGAGGAGAACAUCCAGAGCGUGAUCGGAGCCUUGAGGACCAAUGAGAGCACAGGACAGUGAGGUGAUUGGACAGAAGGUCCCAUGUCCGUGAAAACAUUUAGAUUUCUUAUAAUUCUUAAAAGUGCCAAGAUCUUACCCGAGGACUGCUUCUGGGGGUGGUUAUGGGAAAAGGAUCUGAAGGGGAAUGGAUAAGUGAGGGGGGGACUCUAGUCUUGCAGUCAGUAUUGAACGACAACAUCACUUCCUGCAAAAAAGAAAACCCUUAAUCCCUGCCCAGCACCUCUACGGGGACUCUGCGAUAGUGUGUGAAUCCAGUGUUUUUCUCCUCUUCUUUCUCCCCCACCCCUCUUCCUCUGAUCCACUCCUCUUCCUCUGAUCCACUCCUCCUCGCCAUUUUACCAUGGCAACAGGGCCUGGACUU
This is a messenger RNA of Rhinichthys klamathensis goyatoka, 1560 nucleotides long. RefSeq names its product cytosolic arginine sensor for mTORC1 subunit 2 (gene castor2). Gene Ontology annotation, cellular component: cytosol. Gene Ontology annotation, biological process: negative regulation of TORC1 signaling; cellular response to L-arginine. The transcript is spliced from 10 exons. Lineage: Eukaryota; Metazoa; Chordata; Actinopteri; Cypriniformes; Leuciscidae. The coding region runs from base 210 to 1199 and encodes 329 amino acids. The record is from RefSeq and is a predicted model, not a curated record.